Messenger RNA from Aspergillus mulundensis, 2100 nucleotides. RefSeq names its product protein kinase family protein. The transcript is spliced from 4 exons. Lineage: Eukaryota; Fungi; Ascomycota; Eurotiomycetes; Eurotiales; Aspergillaceae. Gene Ontology annotation, molecular function: ATP binding; protein kinase activity. Gene Ontology annotation, biological process: protein phosphorylation. The record is from RefSeq and is a predicted model, not a curated record. The coding region runs from base 1 to 2100 and encodes 699 amino acids.
AUGGCCCAGGUCGCGUGCAGGCUAACGCGAGAGAAGCUGUAUCGGCUCGCAAAAGACCCCGACGACAACUACUUUCCCCGAAGCGCAAUCCUGAGCGUCUUCAACACCGAUGACUGCUUACGCCAGGUUUACUUGUGCGGCUGUGAUUUCUGCCGGCAAGACUUCAGAGUCGAUUCCCCCGUCAAUCCCGAUAACAGGCACCAGACCUUCUACCGCGAGGAGCUACUCGACAGAUAUGCGACCGUGUACGCCUUGCUCAUUUGCUCCUAUCGCGCUGGUUUGAUCCGCUCUUUCCAGAAGCAUCGAAAAUACCUGAAUGGCAGUGAUUUUUUUACCCGUGACUCCCUGCGAUUUCUUAUCGACGAACGUGUUGAGGGUGAGUCGAUCAUCGAUGAUAUCCUUCACAACCAGUACAGGUUCCAGCUUCGGGCAAUCGACCGAUCGCGCGAGCCCAUCACCCUCGAUCGCCUCGAAUUUCUUCCAAUUCGGCAAGACCGCGAGCAGAAGGGCAGAGGCUCGUUCGGGCAGGUGUAUGGAUUCGAAUUCGCAUACGAAGAGUAUCGUGGUGAGAAGAUGCGGCACAUCUCCCGGUUCGCGAGGAAGAUCUUCCAACGUGACACUGCCGGUCUGGAUGAGUGGUUCAAUCUCCUGCACUUCGAUGAAUUGAAACAUCCGCAUUUGAUGUCAGCCUUGGCAGCUUUCUGGCACAGGGAUCAAUUCUCAAUCGUCUUUGAGGAGGCCGAACAAACACUGGAUACCUAUCUGAAAAGUGACGGCGGUCUUGCGCAAGAACUCUGGAGUCAGCUCCAAGGACUCGCUGAUGGACUCGCAUUUCUUCAUGGAUCAUGCGGCUCAAUUAUCGCAUAUCAUGGUGAUUUGAAACCAGCCAACAUUCUUAUCGUCCGAGGGGUGAUGAAAAUUGCGGAUUUCGGCCUGCUGCAAGUUCGUUACACGUCGUCCGUUGCAAACCCUCUUGAGUCGUGGCCGUCAAGCGACAUCAACGCUUCUACUCGGCCAUAUGCUGGUCCGAGUGGAAAGAAACCAUCAAUGGAUGUUUGGUCAUUUGGCGCCAUAUUGUCCGAGAUUGCCGCAUUCGAUCUAGAGGGGAAAAGCGGGCUACAACGCUACCGAAAAAGUCGUCUGGACGACAGCCAGGAGGAAGCUGAUGGAUUUCACAAUUAUGGCUUUCAUCACGCCGGAUUUCUGAAAAAGUCCGUGACCGAAACGAUCACUGCCCUACAGGAGUUGGUGCGCAACAGCCAACAACAACAAAACAACGUGCUUGUCUCACCAUUCCAACAACGCUUUUUCCGACAAAGAUUCUUCGAAUUGAUUCGUGGCAUGCUUUCUGAUGGCCACGCAUACUGCCCGACUUCAGAGCACGUGGCAGACGAGUUAAAGGAAAUCCAUCGCCAGGCCGGGCUCCAACCGCAAGGGUUCUCUCCUCGUGGGGACAUUUGGGAUGAUGUAAAAUAUGAACGCGUCCCAAAUAGCCCGUCGAGGUCCAACUGCAGGCUAUGCGCUAGGCUUCUAGAGCCGCCGUCCAGUCCAAAGUGUGGCUUGCUCCUUCACGACGGCAAUGAAGGCAGAUCCCUUUUGGUCCAAUGCGUUUUGUAUAACUAUCGAGAUGUCAACAUCUACAUCAUACAAGAGCCUUUCAUGAGGUUGUACCGGGAGCUGCCGAGCUUUGACCCGGAGUAUACAGAUAGAAACAGCGAAAGACCAUCGCUCAAGGCAACUCUGCAUCAGUGUGAUGGUCGACGGUACGCCUUCGAAUUCAAUGACCUCAGCGACCUUCUCACUCUUCAAGCCGCAAUGACCAAACAAUAUGUUUUCAAUUUGUACGCGUACCUUACGAGCUAUCGCACGUUCCCCCUGCCCCAUCGACGUCCCGAGCGACGAUCUGCGGUCGAAUUGGAAAGGGCAGUGGUCCAACUAUGGUCAGAAAAGCCGCUCCGCGAUGACCAGAUUCUUUGGCCCGGUACUCUCAGGAUCGCCAAUCCCCGAAUGCACAUUGCUAUCAUUUGCAAGGACAAAAGCAAGCUGUUGCUGAUCAAAGGUAUCCGAGACACCACUUUCCAUCUAAACCGGUUAACCUGA